Fimicolochytrium jonesii is the source of this 510-nucleotide messenger RNA. RefSeq names its product AAA domain-containing protein. The transcript has 5 exons. The record is from RefSeq and is a predicted model, not a curated record. NCBI's taxonomy places the organism in Eukaryota, Fungi, Chytridiomycota, Chytridiomycetes, Spizellomycetales, Powellomycetaceae. The coding region runs from base 117 to 464 and encodes 115 amino acids.
GCGCAGAGGCCCACCUGAUCGUCACGGCGACACGCAAACUCCUCGACAUUGGCGUUGAUGCGAAUGAGAUUGGGGUCAUUGCUUUGUACCGCGGUCAAGCGGAAGUCAUCCAAACAAUGCUCCGCGGCGAAAUGGCGACGAAGAAGAAGGGCGGGGUGCAGGUCUCCACAGUCGACGCCUUCCAAGGCGCCGAGAAAACCGUCAUCCUCCUCUCGACCGUGCGCACGCGCUACGUCGGGUUCAUUGAUGAACCGAGGAGGGUGAAUGUCGCGUUGACGAGGGCCAAGCGCCAUCUCUUCAUAUUCGGCAACAAGACCCUGUUAUCGCGCGAUAAGCUGUGGGGGAAGGUGUUGGCACAUAGCUGUACAGAAUCGGGCGAAACAGGGACCCUCCACCCCGCCGGAUUCAUAACGCUCCUGGACCGCAUUGCUGCGGAUGUCGCUGCUGCGGAUGCGAUGGCGUAGCGCCGGAGCACGUAUCAUUGACGGGCGGGAUAUCUGCGGCGUACCU